This is a messenger RNA of Maudiozyma barnettii, 1440 nucleotides long. RefSeq names its product rRNA-processing protein SOF1 (gene SOF1). The transcript has a single exon. Lineage: Eukaryota; Fungi; Ascomycota; Saccharomycetes; Saccharomycetales; Saccharomycetaceae. The record is from RefSeq and is a predicted model, not a curated record. Gene Ontology annotation, biological process: maturation of SSU-rRNA from tricistronic rRNA transcript (SSU-rRNA, 5.8S rRNA, LSU-rRNA). Gene Ontology annotation, cellular component: small-subunit processome; nucleolus. Gene Ontology annotation, molecular function: protein binding. The coding region runs from base 1 to 1440 and encodes 479 amino acids.
AUGAAAAUCAAAACCAUCAAAAGAAGCUCGGACGAUUAUGUCCCAGUGAAGAGUACCCAGGAAUCGCAACUUCCAAGAAAUUUAAACCCUGAAUUACAUCCUUUUGAAAGAGCUCGUGAGUACACCAAGGCACUAAAUGCUACUAAGUUGGAAAGAAUGUUUGCACAGCCUUUUGUCGGCCAAUUCGGUCAUGGUCAUAGAGAUGGUGUGUACAUGAUUGCAAAGAACUACAACAACCUGAACAAACUGGCAACUGCAUCUGGUGAUGGUAUUGUUAAAUACUGGAAUAUGUCUACUCGUCAAGAAUAUGUUUCUUUCAAAGCACAUUAUGGUUUAGUCACAGGGCUUUGUGUUACACCAGAAACAUUGGGAAAAAAUAAAAAUGAAAAUUUUAUGUUGUCCUGUGGUGAUGAUAAAACAAUAAAAUUAUGGUCUGUGAACAACGACGAUUUUUCGAAUGUUAAAUCAGAUGAUGAGAUAAAUACACAUGGUCUUAUUAAGACCUUUGAUGGUGAGCAUGCGUUCCAAGGUUUGGAUCAUCAUAGAUCAAAACCAACUUUUGUCACUGGUGGUGCACAGAUUCAACUAUGGACUUCAGAAAGAACCAAGCCAUUAUCUAAUUUAUCCUGGGGUGCUGAUAAUGUUACUACUGUCAAAUUCAACCAAAAUGAAACGGAUAUCCUUGCUAGUACAGGUAGUGAUAAUUCCAUAGUAUUGUACGAUUUGAGAACAAAUUCUCCUACUCAAAAGAUUGUUCAAAAGAUGAGAACAAAUGCUAUCUGUUGGAAUCCAAUGGAAGCCUUUAAUUUUGUUGUAGCUAACGAAGAUCAUAACGCUUACUACUAUGAUAUGAGAAAUAUGUCUAGUGCGCUAAAUGUCUUCAAAGAUCAUGUUGCUGCUGUGAUGGACGUUGAUUUUUCACCAACAGGUGACGAAAUUGUGACUGGUUCCUACGAUAAGACUAUCAGAAUAUAUAAGACAAAUCAAGGUCAUUCUAGGGAAAUAUACCAUACAAAGAGAAUGCAACAUGUUUUCCAAGUCAAAUAUUCUAUGGAUUCUAAAUAUAUAAUGAGUGGGUCUGAUGAUGGUAAUGUGAGGAUGUGGAGAAGUAAAGCAUGGGAAAGAUCUAAUGUUAAAUCUACCAGAGAGAGAAAUAAAUUAGAAUACGACGAGAAAUUGAAGGAAAGAUUUAGACAUAUGCCCGAAAUCAGAAGAAUCAGUAAACAUAGACAUGUUCCAAUUGUUAUUAAGAAAGCACAAGAGAUUAAGAACAUUGAAUUGAGCUCUAUUAGGAGAAGAGAAAUGAACGAGAGACGUACAGUCAAGGAUAAACCAUUUGUUGCACAAAGAAAACAACAGAUUGUUGGUACUGUAUUUAAAUAUGACGAAAAGAAACGUCGUGAACAACAUGAUAAUGAAGAUGAUCAAGAUAGUAACUGA